This is a messenger RNA of Fusarium keratoplasticum, 1755 nucleotides long. RefSeq lists its product as uncharacterized. Gene Ontology annotation, biological process: amino acid transmembrane transport. Gene Ontology annotation, cellular component: membrane. The record is from RefSeq and is a predicted model, not a curated record. Gene Ontology annotation, molecular function: amino acid transmembrane transporter activity. NCBI's taxonomy places the organism in Eukaryota, Fungi, Ascomycota, Sordariomycetes, Hypocreales, Nectriaceae. The transcript is spliced from 4 exons. Bases 1 to 1755 code for a protein of 584 amino acids.
AUGUCGGUCGAAAAAGUUGUCGACACAGCCCCCGUCACGGGCGAAAAGGGCGUGGCAAAGGACGGUGCCUUUGCCGAGGAGCAGGCCCCUUCUAUUCGAAAUGAGGGCCUCGUGGGAACCGGACAGGAGUAUGAGAAGGAGGACUUUUUGACACGUACUGGUUUGAACGCCAGGUCUUUUCAGAGGAAGCACUACGGCCCCGGCCUUGUCGAGCUUGAUCGAAAGAUGAAGCCGAGACAUCUGCAGAUGGUUGCUAUUGGAGGAUCUAUUGGAGCUGGUUUCUUUGUUGGAUCUGGAUCUGCUCUGGCUAAGGGUGGACCUGGAACAUUAUUCCUCGAUUUCUUGCUCAUCGGAAUCAUGGUUUUCAACGUUGUCUACGCCCUUGGUGAGCUCGCCGUCAUGUACCCCGUAUCAGGCGGUUUCUACACCUACGCAACACGCUUCAUCGAGCCCUCAUUCGGUUUCGCCAUGGCCUGGAACUACGUUCUCCAGUGGGCUGCCUCCCUCCCCCUCGAGCUUACCGUCUGCGCCAUCACGAUCCAAUACUGGGCCCCCGAUGUUUCCCCCGGCGUGUGGAUUGCAGUCUUCCUCGGCGCCAUCAUCAUCCUCAACGUCUUCGGCACCCUUGGAUACGCUGAGGAGGAAUUUUGGGCUGCAUGCUUCAAGCUCACAUCAGUCUGCAUUUUCAUGAUUGUCGCUCUUGUGCUUGUUUGUGGUGGAGGACCUUCCAGUGGACGAUACGACACAUACUCUGGCUUCAAGCUCUGGCAGGACCCAGGCGCCUUCAAGAACGGCUUCAAGGGAUUCUGUUCCGUCUUUGUCACUGCCGCCUUCUCCUUUGCCGGCACUGAACUGAUCGGUUUGGCCGCGGCUGAGGCUCGCAACCCCACCGAGUCGGUGCCCAAGGCCGUCAAGCAGGUGUUCUGGCGAAUCUGCCUCUUCUACAUCGUUGCUCUUUUCUUCAUCGGUCUCCUGAUCGACUGCAACGAUGAGUCUCUGCUCUCGUCUAGCUCCUACUCCAGCACCAAGGCUUCGCCAUUCGUCCUCGUCGGCAAGUACUCUGGUCUCAAGGGCUUCGACCACUACAUGAACGCCGUCAUCCUAUCGGCUGUUCUGUCUCUCGGUAUUGCUUCAGUUUAUGGAGGUUCUCGCACUCUUCUUGCUCUUGCGCAACAGGGAUAUGCGCCUAACAUCUUUACCUGGAUUGAUCGGGCUGGCCGCCCUCUCCCCUCGGUUAUUUUCAUCAUUCUCUUUGGUCUCCUGGCUUUCCUCAACCUGGAUGCCGCUGGCCCCGUCAUUUUUGACUGGCUGUUGGCCUUGUCUGGUCUAUCUAUGCUUGUCACUUGGGCUUCUAUCUGUGUUGCCCACAUCCGGUUCCGAGCUGCGUGGAAGCACAACGGCCGCAGCCUUGAUGAGAUCCCUUUCAAGGCUAUUGGUGGUGUUUAUGGUUCAUGGUUUGGUCUGAUUUUCGUCAUCAUUGUCAUGAUGGCUCAGUUCUACACUGCUAUAGUUGCUCCCCCUGGAGAGUCAGGAAUGGGCACAGUUGAGGGCUUCUUCAAGCAGUAUCUUUCCUUCCCUAUUGUGCUGCUCUUCUGGGCUGGGGGAUGGCUCUGGAAGCGAACAAAGUGGAUCAAGAUCGAGGAGAUCGAUAUUGACACGGGUCGACGUGAGCACGACUGGGAGGCUAUCCGUGCCUAUCGCGCUGAGCUGGCCAGCUUCCCUGCUUGGAAGCGCCUGUUUUAUACCAUGUUUUAA